GCCCAACGUGUGCGAGACGCGAGAGGAGUUCGACGAGAAUGACAAGGCUAAGAAGCCUGCCGAAAAGAAAGACGAGGAGACCAGCACCUCGUCGAGCAGCGAGGAGGAGCACGGCGCGCUCGGCGUCCCGACCGGGCCGCUCGCCCCCGGGGGGCUGUUCGACAACUUCCACUUCUCCAGCUGCUCGCAAACGCCUACCAAGUACCAGUGCGUCACCCGGACCGUGAAUCACGGCGUGCAGAAAAAGAUUGUGACGACCUACAAGUGCUGCCAUGGCGCCAAGAGGAUGGCGGGGAAGCCGGGCUGCGUCAUGACGGAGCUGAUGCAGAUGGGGGCCGCCGCGCGCGACAUGGACAGCGCGCUCUUCGCCAGGAUGAUCACCUCCGCCGACCUGGACGAGCAGCUCCACAAGACCCGCGGCACGCUCUUCGUGCCGACGGACGACGCCGUGCGCGACUUCCUGGACAGCAUAGCCGAGCAGAACCGCGUGCGCCGCGCGCUGGGGUACCAGCACAUGAUGGGACCCGCGCCCCUCACCCCGGUCGUGGUCGGGGACGAGGAGACCGUGCCCGCGCCCGCCCGGGGGGAGCCCGUACCCGCCCCCGUCGCGCUGCCCGUCUCCGCGGUGCGCCAGGACGAGGGUGACGACGAGUAUGAGGACAGAGACAUCGCCACAGAUGUCCAGAAGAAACCGUCCGUCGAAAGUCGGCGCCCCGAGUCGAGAAAGGACAUUGCCGACGACCGCAGCGGCCGACGCGAGGGCGAGAACGUCGCCGCCGGCCACGCCAGGGACCCGGAGGACCUGACCGACAGCACGCUCGUGCUGGCGCACUUCGUCGAGAACAAGCUGCUCGACAUCGAGGACGACGCGCGCAACGACGAGAAGAUCACGACCCGCGCCGGCUCCACGCUGCGCAUCAACGUGUUCCCCGGCUUCAUGGGCCGCACCUACACCGUCAACUGCGCCCGCAUCCUGAAGGAGAGGCCCACGCUCGACGGCCAGGUGUACCAGGUCGACAAGGUGCUCACGCCCGUGCCCGCCGAGCGCACCCUGGCGGCCCUGCUGGAGAAGGACCCCCGGCUCAACACCAUGCGGCAGCUGAUGCGCGUCGCCGACAUGAUGGACAUGCUCCGGGAGGAGGGCCCCCUCACGGCGUUCUUCCCUACCGACGAGGCCUUCAAGCGCAUGGACCCCGUGUUCCGCACCGAGCUGCUCAAGGGAGAGGCCUGCGUGAGCUCGUUCAUCCGCAACCUCAUCAGCAAGCACACGGUGUGCACGGCCGCGGCCAGGCUGCGAAUCAAAAUGCCCAACCUGGACGGCGACUACCUGCUGCUCGAGCGCAUGGCGUCGGACGACGGCAAGUUCACCCUCGAGAACGUCGAGCUCGGCGCCCGCGACAUCGUCGCCUCGAACGGCGUGCUGCACCUCCUCAACGAGGUCAUCGUACCCGACUCCGCCCGCCCUGUCAAGGAUGUCCUCAAGUCUCGCAACCUCACCCGCUGGUACGACCUCCUGGAGAAGGCUGACCUCCUCAGCGAGCUGGACCCCGCCAAGAACCUGACCCUCUUCGUGCCCACCGAGGCCGCCCUGAAGUCCCCCGAGGCCGAGUUGCUGCUCUCCGGCAACGACAAGGAGGCCAUUCGUAACCACCUGCGCUACCACAUCGCCGAGAAGAUGUUCGAGGCCGACGAGCUGACACACGGACAGAGCCUGAAGAGCAAGCUGGCCGACAAGGACCUGCGCGUGUACCUGUUCUCCACGAUCCCGUUCCUCAACGGCGCCGUGACAAGCGCCACAGUGCAGUGCGGCCGCCUGGAGUCCGUGGACACCCGGGCGUGCGGCGCGGUGCUGCACCAGGUCGACAGGGUCCUGGCCGCGCCCACGCAGAGCGCCUGGGACAUCCUGCAGCAGCGGGAGGACCUCAGCCACAUGCGCGACAUCGUUGAGGUGAGUAAGGAUGUCACGUCGGCUAUAUGCCUACGUGGAUAUGAAAGAGAGUGA
Molecule: messenger RNA, 2002 nt
Organism: Frankliniella occidentalis (western flower thrips)
Lineage: Eukaryota; Metazoa; Arthropoda; Insecta; Thysanoptera; Thripidae
Biological process (GO): macroautophagy
Cellular component (GO): fungal-type vacuole membrane
Source: RefSeq, a predicted model, not a curated record